Messenger RNA from Olea europaea var. sylvestris, 540 nucleotides. RefSeq names its product transcriptional regulator TAC1-like. Bases 1 to 540 code for a protein of 179 amino acids. The record is from RefSeq and is a predicted model, not a curated record. NCBI's taxonomy places the organism in Eukaryota, Viridiplantae, Streptophyta, Magnoliopsida, Lamiales, Oleaceae. The transcript has a single exon.
AUGGUACCCGGAAAACACAACAAUUCUCAAAAGUCAAGUGAAGAAAAUUGUAAUCAAUCCAAGAGAGUUUGUGAAGAAAGCCCUUCUGUUAGCAGAUCGUAUGAUUGCACUUUCUGCAAGCGGGGUUUCACCAAUGCGCAGGCACUAGGAGGGCAUAUGAAUAUACACAGGAAAGAUAGAGCCAAGAACAAGAAGAAAAAUCUUGACCAAUCUUCAAUGAAUUCUGCAGGGUAUUUUCCUGCAGUUUCAUCAGAGGAUCCGCGGCAAAAAACUAUAUAUUAUACUGGUAUGGGGGCAGAAGUGAGAUUUCAAGUCUAUUUGCCGUCGUCAAACCCUUACACCACAAAUGAAAUUAAUCAUUUGGCAUCAUCGAACCCUAAUGAUUUGUCUUCUGUUUGGAGGCCACAGCGUUUUACUUUGCACGAUGAUCAUUUGGAUGCGAAUCUGAGUCUGAGGAUUGGCCCCGCCGUUGUUGAAGAUGGACAAGGAAGGAACGAAAAUGAAGUGGAUUUGGAGCUUCGAUUGGGUCAUGACCCGUAG